AUCUCCCCCCACACAAAAAAAAGGGAAAAAAAUUGUCUCUUCCUUCUUUUUCAAUCAUCUACUGAAGUCCGUGCGUGUCUCCAGUGUACGUACCUCAAGAACUUAAUUUGAUGAUAUUUUUUUGUUUUGUAUCUUUUUUUUUUUUUCUGUGCUUAUCACCGACAGACUAAAGAAGUAGUUGUCUCUAUGUAAAAGGCUAAGAGCAAGAACAUGAUGUACAUUUGCAAUACGAAAAAGAGUGUACAUAUGUUCUUCUACAAGCAAUUUCUCGUUGCAAUCCUGCAAUGCGCUUUGGUUUUUUAUCCAAUUCUGGUUCAAUCUCAUGAUCAAAUAGGAUUCAUCAGUAUAGAUUGUGGGAUAGACGUCCCCCGCUACAUAGAUACAGAAAAUGGUUUCGUUUACAAUUCAGACGCAAACUUCACAGAAGCUGGUGAAAACAGGGAAAUAUUAGCAUCUUACAAAGUUCCAAACGUUGACAGGCAAUUUCAUAAUGUUCGAAGCUUUCCUCAAGGAAGAAGAAACUGUUAUACUCUGGAACCCUCAAAAGAAGAUGGUACCAGAUAUUUGAUCAGAGCAAGGUUCAUGUAUGGAAACUAUGAUAACAAAGGCGAAAUCCCUGUUUUUGAUUUGCAUCUUGGAGUUGACCUCUGGGACACAGUAAAAAUUGAUAGUGACUCAGGUAUAACAACCAUGGAAAUCAUACAUAUCCCUUCUCAAGAUUACGUACAUGUUUGUCUUGUAAACAUAGACAAAGGAAUUCCAUUCAUAUCAGUAUUGGAGUUGAGGCCUAUGGAUAGUCAUAUUUAUCUAAGUGAUGAAACUAUCGGAUCAUCACUGCGACUAUUUGAUCGUUUCGACUUUUCAUCAGAAACCAAUCAAACAAUGAGGUACAAAGAUGAUGAAUAUGAUCGCUUGUGGUCACCACUCGUUGCAGAAAAUUGGAAACCAAAUUUAAUUAUAUCCAAUAGCAAUGAAGAUUCCAUUACAAAAGACGACUACGAACUACCGUUCACUGUGAUGAGCAAUGCAUAUACAGAAAGUGGAGGUAACAAUAUUAAUUUAUAUUGGGCUAAUAACAUAACAAAGUCCACCAGCUGUUUGUUCUACAUGCACUUCGCGGAGCUAAAAAAGCUCGGAGGAAAUCAAUCUAGAAAGUUCAAUAUCUACAUCAAUGGGGAUUUGUGGUCCGAACCAUUUACUCUUGAGUUCCUAAAAUCUACCACAAUUAACAACCAACAAGCCAGUAAAACAGACGAUCAAGGAAAUCUUAAUGUAUGGCUUAACAGUACCGACACUUCGACUCUACCACCCCUUAUAAAUGCUUUGGAAAUGUAUGUGCCUAUAAAGCUCUUGGGACAAGAAACAAAUCAAAAUGAUGUGAAAGCUAUCGGGGAUGUCAAAUCGGUGUACAAACUAGAAAGAGUUAGCUGGCAGGGAGAUCCUUGUGCCCCUGAAACUUACAUGUGGGAUGGUCUUAAUUGCAGUUCCAGUGACAAUGAACAGCCUAGAAUCGUUUCUUUGAAAUUGCCCUCAAGUGGAUUAAAUGGGACAAUUGCGCCUUCUAUUGCCAGUCUGACAAUGCUAAAUCAUUUGGAUUUAUCAAACAACAACUUAAAUGGUUCAAUUCCGGAAUUUUUAGCUCAACUUUCAUCUUUAAAAGAGCUAUACCUACAGGGAAACGACUUCACAGGUCCAAUUCCGGAUGCACUUCUUAAAAGAUCACAGAAUGGUUUAUUAUUAAGGGUUGAUCCAACUCGGAGUACUCAGUGCUCUUCGGAAUCAUGUGGAAAGAAAGAAAAAUUUUGUUAUCCCACUGGUUGCAGCACUUGCUGGAGUACUUUUCAUCAUCUCAACUACAGUAGUACUGGUCUUGUGGAUAAUGAUGACGUAAACAACGAAUUCAAUGAAGUCGAUGAAAUGUUUUCCACAAAAAAACAGCAAUUUACAUUCUCUGAGAUCGAAGGCAUAACCAACAACUUUGAGAGGGUAAUAGGUGAAGGUGGAUUUGGAAAGGUUUACCUUGGCUUCUUAAAUGGCAAUAAUGUAGCGGUUAAGAUGCUUUCUAAACUAUCCAUUCGAGGACAUCAACAAUUUCACACAGAGCUCAAGCUACUUAUGAGAGUUCAUCACAAAAAUUUGACUACACUCGUUGGAUAUUGCAAUGAGGGAUCCAACGUUGGCCUCAUCUACGAGUACAUGGCUAUGGGAAACUUACGAUCACAUCUUUCAGGUAAAAAUAAAAAAGUCUUGACUUGGGAAGAAAGACUUCGAAUAGCAAGAGACGCAGCUCAAGGUUUGGAGUACCUACACAACGGGUGUAAACCACCCAUAGUUCAUCGAGAUAUUAAGUCGACUAACAUAUUGUUGAACGAAAAGUUUGAAGCCAAAUUAGGUGAUUUUGGUCUAUCCAAGAUUUUUCCUUUCGAAAGUGAAACUAGCACCGCUCCUGGCAUGUCAGCAAGUAUUGCCGGCACUCCUGGUUAUCUUGACCCUGAGUACUACGAAUCAAACUGGUUGAAUGAAAAAAGCGAUGUUUAUAGCUUCGGUGUUGUUUUGUUGGAGUUAAUCACAGGUCGAGCUGUGUUAGAUAGGAGUCGAGAUCAAAACAUUCCCCACAUAAUUCAUUGGGUUAGUUCGAUGCUUGGUAAUGGUGAUAUCAAAAGUAUUAUUGACCCAAAGUUGGAAGGAGAUAAUUUUGAUAUGAAUACCGUCUGGAGAGUUAUUGAAAUCUCAAUGGCUUGUGUCUCAAUACCAUCCACUAAUAGGCCAACCAUGAGUAGCUUAGCGAGUGAUUUGAAGGAGUGUUUGACAAGGGAUAAAACUCGAAAGGACGACGGCUACACUGAGGGUGAAUAUUCGAAAAGCUCAGAUGAAAUGAUAUCGCGAUCGGGAUCUAUGUCUACUCCCAUAGCUAGGUAAUAAAAAUAAUCAAAACUACUGAAAGAGAAAAAAGAAAAGAAGAAGAAGCACCUGAUUAUUUCUAGUAUUUACCUAGAAGAUCAAAGGGCAUUUACGGUGAAUAUAUAAUAAAACAAUAAUCUCAUUUGAGGACA
This is a messenger RNA of Humulus lupulus (European hop), 3053 nucleotides long. Its product is annotated as putative leucine-rich repeat receptor-like serine/threonine-protein kinase At2g19230. Gene Ontology annotation, molecular function: protein binding; protein kinase activity; ATP binding. The record is from RefSeq and is a predicted model, not a curated record. Bases 211 to 2919 code for a protein of 902 amino acids. NCBI's taxonomy places the organism in Eukaryota, Viridiplantae, Streptophyta, Magnoliopsida, Rosales, Cannabaceae. Gene Ontology annotation, biological process: protein phosphorylation. The transcript is spliced from 13 exons.